AGUUGUUUCGGGGUUGAGGUUGAGCCCUUCGAAUUGUCGCGUUAUUGCGGCGUACUGACAUUACAGUCAGAGUGUUGCGGUAAUAGUUUUGUCGACGGUACUGUUGCACGGCUUAUUUAGUUACUUACAGCAUUUACUUAAGAAGUAGGUCUUCAACUGUAAAAGCAUUGACCCUACAUAUCUUUCCGUGUACAACUAGCUGACAAGAAUGCGCGCUCGCAUAAAUUUUAUGACGAUGUUUGUAGGAUCUACGGUAGUUGCGCGCAUGAUGUUUAGCUAGACGUGGAUUCGUAUGUGUUGCAUAGCUUCGUACGAGAUUCUUUUAUGCUCUUCGAUAAGUAGUUGAAUACCUAUACCAUGGCCAUGCAUGUUGUCCUUGUCGGCGUAUACAAAUUAGCAGAUUAUCAUCUAGAAAAUAUAGUCAGAGUAAAAGGGUCUGUAUUCUAAAGCAAAUAAUGACACUCACAAAUGUAACUACUGAUACUCAGCGGCCAAUGCAGACAACACGAGCUUCUAUUGCUUUCACUCAUUCUCAGUUUUCUUAUAGAUACGUUUAAUUAUUCGAUCAGCGUUUUAUCUUUUUGUCGUUUUAUCAACAACCCAGUUCCAGAACCAGAUGGUAGAGAUAGUCACUCAGAGUUAGAGUGUGUUGAUGUUGUAAAGGACGCGACACAUUUUAUGGUUUAUAGUUGAACAUAUAGUAUAUAGAAAUAGAUAGUUAGUGAAUAGAUAUCCGCGCAGUCGCCGAACGCGCUUUUCCGAUAAUAUAGUUUACACGAUCUCGUCGUAGUUUAGAGAAUAAUAUUGUUGUUUUUGGUCAUGAUUACACCUAAUCUUACACAAUGCUUCCCAUAGUUCGGUCAUCUACCUCCGCGCAGUCACGAGGAUCGAUCUUUUCCCAGGCUGUGUGCGGUCGUCUUCAACGCGGAAGUAAAACCUUGUUCCUCGAGCACCCAUCGUGCGCGAUUGGGAGCCUGCGAAAUGCGAGACACGAGCAUAGGAAGCAGAGGUUUUUUUCUUCAGCCCCCAGCGGCGCUUCUCCAGAAAAGGGUAGCAGGACACGAGGUUCUUCGAAAAAUGGCAAAGGAUCCAGGAAAGCAGGGGCUGCUUCGGUACAAGGUGGUCUUGCUAGCGGAGUGGGAACCUCGUCUGGCUCGAUUUCGAAAGCAAAAGCUAUACCGAAGGAGCCGCUGGACGAAGAAUGUGUACUCAAUUGAUUCAACAUGAAAGCAGCAUUUAUUGACGUGUCAGGAGUAAGAGAUACAGAAGUGGAUAAAGAGUGUGUAUUCCUGAAUUUCAUUCGGUAGCAGGUACGCAGUUCCUAUGCUAUACAACUGGGUAGUUCCAAUAAUCCCUGAUCUUCAAAACGUCCAGGUAGCGAUUGCAUUAUCAAUGCAUCGAGUUCUAUUGCGUUCUUUGUAUCGGUUUUGCCGCGCGGGAGAGAGUGUGCCAGCAUCAACGAACUUCGAACUCGCUGGGCUACUGCGCUCGUUGGUAGACGAAUUCGACGUGCGCCGCAAGUAUUGCAUUAGCGAGCGCAAUUCCCACUGGAUUGCGCAUGCACUUGCGUCACGAAACCCGUUUGCUGGUGCAUCUCGUGGCUACGAGUUUUCCAUAGCAGCCUCUGAAGGAGCUGAAGAAAUGGGAGGGUAAGCGAACUUGGGAAAAUUCCAACGACUGAUUGUGGUUUGGAGCACCUGAAUCAGUGAGAAUUAGUAGCCUGUGUUUUCUCAUCUGGACCUGGAGUUCCGCGCGUGAUUCUUUCAUCAGCGUUAUUUCCUCGUUGAAAUCGCCGAUUCUUGUCGGUUCUAGAAGAAGCUGCAAAUGUCUUCUUUCACACCGACCGUCACUCUUCAUGAAAUACUUGUUACUCUUUUCCCACCUUUUCAGGACCAGGCCCACCUCUUACAAAGUAACCUUCGACGACGGAGUGAUUGAUGGCGAACCACUUUUCUUAUCAUACGACACCCUUGUUUUGCAUGGCCGAGCAUACCUCCGAUGCUCGGCUGCGGAUGCCAAUAAUGGUUCAGCCCACCAUGCGGAUGUCGAUUUCGGAAACGUGCGCACCGUUUCACGAAAUAUUUUGACGCAGGCUCUGGUAUACAACGAAAUUGUAUCUUACAUACAUCUUUCACUACAAACAAGGACACCUACUGGACUGGGUUACUUCAUCUCUUUGCCAUGCGCAGGUGAGCUAGAGAAGUGCACCCAGCAAUGUACUACUGCGAUACCGAUGAGAUGACCCUUCAUCGUGCAUAUUAUCUUCACGACAACAGGACUUGAACUCUCCUCGGGCGUCCGAGGGUGGCCGUGCAGACAUGUUUAACAUUGGUUUCGAGCUUCUGCAGCAUGUGAAACGGUGGCAAAAACGGGCACAGGCCGCAACGCGGCAGCGGCGCCUUCAGCGGCGACAACUCGAUCGUGAAUUCGAGGUUCUAGAGCGUCGCACGACGCCGAAACGCAACAACGACGGCGCGCGGGUGCGCCAGGCUAAAGAGAGAAUAAAGAGUUUGUGGCUGAAUCACCCGGAUCCUGACGUGCGAGAUAGGCUUUUUCUCGUUUGCAAUAUGAUGGGCACACUGCAGUCUUCUGGAGAAGUACCGACUACCCGUGCUAAAUCUUCAAAAACCAAAAUCAGCAAAACAGCUUCUACUUCUUCGUCCACUCUUCAUAAGAGAAAGAUGAACACUAGGAGAAACAAGAUAGACAGCACCGACAAGAUGAUCACCCACUCCACAAGAGUCGACGCAGCUUCUGCAGAGGACGACAUCGAGACUUACCACUCUCAGGUUGGAGUUGACGACAAUGUUUCGUCUUUAAACCAGGGUCGAGCCAAGAUGGACGAGGAUACAAAAACUCGAUGUCUGCAGGAACUAGAUGAGAUCUUGGGCCUCGACCCCUUAAACCCUGAGACGCUGCACACGCGCGGACUACUCUUUUUUCUAGACGGAAACUACCCUGCCUGCGAAGAAGACCUAGCUCAAGCCUUGCUGGUGGAGCCGCGGCACUUUCCAAGUUUGCACACCCUUUUUCGUUAAGGCUUGGCGCUAGGGUUCCGAACGUGUUUUCUAGCUGAUCUACGUGUGAAUUAGUUAUGUGAUGGUCGAGAUAGUUCUAGUCGAACAGCAUUUGCUCUGUAUUCAGUUUUUUCGUCAAUAAGAUGAAGGUCAAGGUACUCAUCACGACCAGCUACUUAUUACAGUUUUACAUUUUUUAUGAAAGUUAAACGACGGACCAAGAGCAACAUUGGAUUACAUCAUGCGCAGAUCUAAUUACCUCUACAUCAAGAGCGGGAUGAGCGUGAGGGGAUGCUGUCGGUUCUUUCGCAAUUGCGGGAAAUAUGCCCUCGCGAUCCGGAGUUGGAGAGUCUCUCUCGCGAAGUUCCAGCUUCCAGGGAGAAAAGUAGCGCAAAAUCAAAUCUCAACAAAGCGAUUUCGACAUCUGCCGCAGAGACUUCUAGCAGUUGUGGAAGUGCUGGUGGUGGUAGAUCACUUGGUAGCAGCAUUACAACAUCAGCUUCAUCCAGCAGCACUGCGACUGAAAUAGGAGAGGAAAGGCAGGAACUUAGGGAACAACAGCAAGUGGCGGAAGUUGAAGAGGGAGACAAAGGAAAAGCUGGUGGAUCUUCGUCGGCAAAAACAUCCGCGGCAUCCGAUAGAAAAGAAGACGUGCUACUCCGGGAUUGA
Messenger RNA from Amoebophrya sp. A25, 3686 nucleotides. Lineage: Eukaryota; Dinophyceae; Syndiniales; Amoebophryaceae. The record is from the annotation of a GenBank genome assembly.